Molecule: messenger RNA, 1875 nt
Organism: Exophiala mesophila
Lineage: Eukaryota; Fungi; Ascomycota; Eurotiomycetes; Chaetothyriales; Herpotrichiellaceae
Product: elongation factor 1-alpha
Exons: 5
Coding region: 157-1536 (459 amino acids)
Biological process (GO): translation; translational elongation
Molecular function (GO): translation elongation factor activity; GTPase activity; GTP binding
Source: RefSeq, a predicted model, not a curated record
GAGUAUCUCAUCCGCGCAUACUACUCUUGACCAUCUCAACUAACCUUGCUCAGCACCUCUACGCAAGCCGUCGUAUCUGAGCAAUUCCCUGAAUUCUUCUAGUAUCUGCCACAGAACUACAAAGACUUCGAAUAUCUUCAUUUAACAACCGUCACCAUGGGUAAGGAAAAGACUCAUAUCAACGUCGUCGUCAUCGGACACGUCGACUCCGGCAAGUCCACCACCACCGGUCACUUGAUCUACAAGUGCGGAGGUAUCGACAAGCGUACUAUUGAGAAGUUCGAGAAGGAAGCUGCCGAGUUGGGCAAGGGUUCCUUCAAGUAUGCGUGGGUUUUGGACAAGCUCAAGGCCGAGCGUGAGCGUGGUAUCACCAUUGAUAUCGCCCUCUGGAAGUUCGAGACCCCCAAGUACUACGUCACUGUCAUCGAUGCCCCUGGCCAUCGUGAUUUCAUCAAGAACAUGAUCACUGGUACUUCCCAGGCCGAUUGUGCUAUCCUCAUCAUUGCCGCUGGUACUGGUGAAUUCGAAGCCGGUAUCUCCAAGGAUGGUCAGACCCGUGAGCACGCUCUCUUGGCCUACACCCUGGGUGUCAAGCAGCUCAUCGUCGCCAUCAACAAGAUGGAUACCACCAAGUGGUCCGAGGAACGUUUCGGUGAAAUCAUCAAGGAGACUUCCAGCUUCAUCAAGAAGGUCGGCUACAACCCCAAGACCGUUGCCUUCGUCCCCAUCUCUGGCUUCAACGGCGACAACAUGAUUGAUGUCUCCACCAACUGCCCCUGGUACAAGGGCUGGGAGAAGGAGACCAAGGCCGGCAAGUCCACUGGCAAGACCCUUCUCGAGGCCAUCGAUGCCAUCGACCCCCCAACCCGUCCCACCGAUAAGCCCCUCCGUCUCCCUCUCCAGGAUGUCUACAAGAUCUCUGGUAUUGGCACGGUUCCCGUCGGUCGUGUUGAGACUGGUAUCAUCAAGGCCGGUAUGGUCGUCACCUUCGCCCCCGCCAACGUCACCACUGAAGUCAAGUCCGUCGAGAUGCAUCACGAACAGCUCGCCGAGGGUGUCCCAGGUGACAACGUUGGAUUCAACGUCAAGAACGUCUCCGUCAAGGAGGUUCGUCGUGGAAACGUUGCUGGUGACUCCAAGAACGACCCCCCCAAGGGUGCCGAUUCUUUCAACGCCCAGGUCAUCGUCCUUAACCACCCUGGUCAGGUCGGUGCUGGAUACGCUCCAGUCUUGGAUUGCCACACUGCCCACAUUGCCUGCAAGUUCUCUGAGCUCCUCGAGAAGAUCGAUCGUCGUACCGGAAAGUCGAUCGAAAACAACCCCAAGUUCAUCAAGUCUGGUGACGCUGCCAUCGUCAAGAUGGUUCCCAGCAAGCCCAUGUGUGUUGAGGCCUUCACUGACUACCCUCCUUUGGGACGUUUCGCCGUCCGUGAUAUGAGACAGACCGUCGCCGUCGGUGUCAUCAAGUCCGUCGCCAAGUCCGAGGGCAAGAACGCCAAGGUCACCAAGGCUGCUGUCAAGGCUGGAAAGAAAUAGAGUAAUCGUUUUAAACGAGCAGCUGUGGUUGUGGAGUUUCCGAAAGAUGUGGCGGCUCUGGGCUGGGCUUCUGUGUCAGAGACUGUGACCCACGUCCAGCGGAUGUUUUCAUGACCUGCAUGCCAUUGUUUUACGACAUUUCUCUGCGUCCUUCCAAAAUGCUACGUAUCUUCGGGUCAAUUGGUGCAAUGUUCCUCAAAGAUCACCAGAAUGGGUGGCAUGCAUCAGACGGCAUCCUGGUCAGAACAAGGCCAAGGUGUUAGACUAGUCGUGCUAGUAGAUAGAUCUCAUGUCUGCAUCGAGAGACAAAAGCCCAAUGCAAAACAUGGUUUCCACCAA